AUGCCAAACAGCACUGAGCGCAAGCAUGUCCCGUCAGCGGGCAUCAGGCAAGCCUUCGCGGUGGCCAUGUCGGCCAUGUACUCCAAGGAGGUCCCUCUCUAUGGCAAACUGCUUAGUCUGGUUGGAGAGACGAAUCAGAGAGUACUUAAGAACGAACCUGAGCUUCGCGAAAAGCUCGCCGCUACCGACAAUCUCGACAGAAUCCACUUGGAGCGUCACGGAGCCAUACGAGUCGGCCGGCCAGACGAGCUGAGCCAGCUGCGGCGCGUCCUGCACGUCCUGAAUAUGCUUCCUACUGGAUAUUAUGAUCUCGCAUCGGCCGGUGUCCCUGUGCACGCGACUUGUUUCCGAGCACCUGAAGCUUCCGAGCUCUCUAAAAAUUCUUUUCGAUUGUUUGUGUCCUUGCUACGCCCAGAGUUGAUUAAGUCGGAUGACCUUCGGCAACGCGCCACCAGGAUUCUUUGCCGUCGGCGUAUAUUCUCCGAUAAGAUGUUUACUCUGCUGGCCAUCUACGAGUCCAACGGUGGCCUUGUCGAAUCUGAAACCGAAGAGUUUGUCGCCGAAGCAACGAGCGCCUUCCAGUGGCACACCUCGGCGGCAGUAUCUCUUGCCCAAUACCAGGAGAUGUCAUCUGAAAGCCCUAUUCUGGCAGACAUUGUUUCCUUCAAGUCGCCGCACAUCAACCACCUAACCCCACGAGUACUGGACAUUGACGCAGUCCAAUCAAGCAUGCGAGACUGGAACAUACCCGUGCGCGGCCGGUAUCUUCCAGAGCAACCUGAACAAGAACGGCGACAGCGCAGCCGUAUACUUGAAGUCCAGUAACGCGGCUAGCAAGCGUGACUUUGAGAAGGCUCUCGGCGUAGACGUGGCAGACGAGAUGGUGUUGUAUCAGAGAAUUCAGGAGGAGAGCAUCGUGCAAUGCAAAGCAUGG
Messenger RNA from Aspergillus versicolor CBS 583.65, 934 nucleotides. RefSeq lists its product as uncharacterized. Gene Ontology annotation, molecular function: oxidoreductase activity. NCBI's taxonomy places the organism in Eukaryota, Fungi, Ascomycota, Eurotiomycetes, Eurotiales, Aspergillaceae. The transcript has a single exon. The coding region runs from base 1 to 825 and encodes 274 amino acids. The record is from RefSeq and is a predicted model, not a curated record.